AUGAGUAUUCGUCCUAGGUCUUCCACUUUCAUGGAUUUCAUUGCUAAAUGCCUACGGAAAGAUCCCGAAGAAAGAGCAUCAACCGACUCUUGUAUUCAGGUAGUUCUAGGGAGAACUCAUGAUCCCGAUGAUAUCGACGAUAUAUCUAGCAACGUAGAUUCUUUAUCCGUAGAUAGAACUGGUCGUUCAACAAGCUCAAAGACCGUGUCGGUAAAAAGUUUGACGUCUUUCCAAUCAUUACAAAGUAGAAGUGGUCCCGGAGGCAAUAGGAGACCUCCUAUUCCAGGGAGUAUGAGACAAGACAGUCAUGACAACGAGAACAAGAUGACUAUACCUAUAGGAGAUAUUUCAUUAGAAUCUUCUCCACUUCCUGUUGUUGAAGAGAGAAACAAUAAAGAUGACAUGAUGACUUUACGAAAUUCUCAAUUCUCAACCCUCCGAUCGGCCAAGUUCAUUUCUCGAGAGCAGGAAGAGUGCACUAAGGAAAACAACAUGUGUGAAGAAAUGAGUGGAUACAAGCGGUUGAGGCAAACUCAUCAUAAAGAACUUCAACAGGUUUCGAUAUGUGCCAUCAGGCUACUUUUCACACAAUGUUUCACUUCGAAGAAAAAUGCUCCUCAAGUGUUAUUGAACGGUUUCCGACUUGAUCAAACUGGAAUCAAGGGGGACAAGUUUGAAGAAACUGUCAUGUUGGAAGUCAUGAAGAUUACCCCGAAAAUACAGAGAGCUGUUCGAAAGGGUCAGCUUACCGACAGAGUUAACGUUGGUAACUGGCUUGUCGACCAAAAGGACGUUAUGCCUCGUUUGAAUAAGCGUGUUCUGGAUGCACCAUCAACUGAGAACUAUCUAGAUCUCACCGAGGUAUCUCCGUGUAAGGCAAAAACAUUGGUCCAGUUCAACACUCUCACAAGCAAUGAAAAGAGUUAA
This is a messenger RNA of Auanema sp. JU1783, 927 nucleotides long. NCBI's taxonomy places the organism in Eukaryota, Metazoa, Nematoda, Chromadorea, Rhabditida, Rhabditidae. The record is from the annotation of a GenBank genome assembly.